Messenger RNA from Cordyceps militaris CM01, 1584 nucleotides. RefSeq lists its product as uncharacterized. The coding region runs from base 1 to 1584 and encodes 527 amino acids. The record is from RefSeq and is a predicted model, not a curated record. The transcript has 2 exons. Lineage: Eukaryota; Fungi; Ascomycota; Sordariomycetes; Hypocreales; Cordycipitaceae.
AUGCCAAUUCUCCCUGCCAACUUCAAAUCCUGCCUCUACAACCUCGUUCGCUCCCUCUCGACGCUGCUCGCGGCUCUACAACAACCAUCUCCUCGUCACCCUCGCCUCGCGCGCGGCAUCGGCGUCGUAUCCGCCAUGCCUGACCUCGACGACCCCAGGACGCCGCGCAAGGGAAAGGAGCCCGUCCCGAUGCCCUCCAAACACGUCCACUUUGAGACCAACGGCAGCGCGUCCAGCAGCGGCAAGACGUACCCUCCGCCGCCGCAGGCCACCUCAGCGCCGAACAGUCCCGGUCCCAGCAAGGCACAGCCGCCGUCGUCUGGAAAAGCAGAGCAACAAGCAGCACCGCCUGUUGACAACCAGCCUACGAGCUUCCCGCAAGUCGGUGCGCCGCCUGGUAGCCAAUUUGGACCCGGGCAGUGGUACACGAGCGCCGACCCGCGCAUGAGCCUCAACCAGCCGCAGCAGUACCAGCAGUACCAGUACCAGGUGCCUUCAAACGGAGGUUACUGGGCGCAGGGAGGCGUGCCUCUGUUUGCAAACGGCGCGCCAGCUGGCACGCACUUUUACCCGGCUGCCGUUCCUCCUCACUUUGCUGCGUUUAACAACAUCUGUCACCCGGUAUUUCACACCCUUGUUCAUCACCACUGCUACCAUCACUUUCCCCUUUCCCCUCCUGCUUCUUCUUAUCCUUCUUCUCCUCCCAAGCAUCACUUCAAUCACCGUCUCCCCCGCCAUCGAAGAACCUCUGCUCUGCUCGCUGGUACUGCUGCUGCUCCGGCCACGGACGUCAACACCAUGGCCAAUUACCAAAACGCCGGACCGCCCGCGUUCGGCGUCAACUUUCAGCCGCCGGUGCCUGACACCACAUUUGGUCCUAUCCCGCAUGUUUACGUGCCUCGCUUCGACGCGGCGGUGGCGCUCCCACCGGGUCCUCCUGUCGGUCCUCCCUUUUUGCACUUUGUUCACGCUCCAGCAGAUCCUUGCCCUCCCUCGUUCACCGUCAUUAUGCCCCAGGCAUUUUACACCGAUGGCUACCACUACUAUGCAAGUGUUCCUGGCAGACAGCAGGGUGGUGCGUCGGCAGACCAUGAUGAGCAACUUACUUAUAGCUGUCGGGACUUUCUACAGCCUGCAUACAGCGCCGUGCCCGCUGGCCAGCCCGGCUUCGUCAUUGGCCAGCAGCCGAGCUUGAUGCCCCAGCCCAUGGCCGCCGGCCAGCCCGUCUUCGUCGCCGGCCAGGUCCCGCCCGGCAUGAUCCAGGCGCCGCCGCAGGUCAUAAUGGGUGGCGGCGGAGGCAUCCCCGUCUUUGCAGGUAAUAGUGGCAACCCCCCCGACGUGUCUGGUCUGGGGCGCACCCAGGGGGAGGAGACGCUGCGGCAGCUGCAGUUUGCGCACGCCAACAAGCUCUUUGAGCCCCAGGAGUUCAAGCCCGCAGACGACGACCCCUCGCGCUUUUAUUACGUUCGUGAAGUUGACGGGAACUGGACCCAGCGCAACAGGUUUACUAUUGACCACAUGGGUGACUGCCGCUGGUACGUCACCGAUGAAGGCUGGUUCUACGCCGUUCGACUACCGGAUUAG